Molecule: messenger RNA, 2996 nt
Organism: Astrephomene gubernaculifera
Lineage: Eukaryota; Viridiplantae; Chlorophyta; Chlorophyceae; Chlamydomonadales; Astrephomenaceae
Source: the annotation of a GenBank genome assembly
GGACGUUGUAUGUUCUAGCAACUUGUAGGACUAUAUAUAUGUAACAUUACGAUUGCAGAAGCCACCUCGACUAGCGCGCAAACUGUUGGGCACGAUGGCUUUGAAGGGGACUACCCCGCGUACAUCACGGUUGCCCACUCUUAGGUUUAAAAAGCAAAGUGUAACUCUUGGUGCUGGCAGGAAGGGCUUCCGUCGGCCAAUCACUGUGCGUAACACAGCUGAAGAAGCGGCCCAGGCUGAUACAGCGCUUCCGAUACCCCGCUACGACCCCAGUCUACCAUUCCAAACAGCAACCCAAAGGUUGCAGGAGCUUCUCGAGACCGUUUCUUGGGAAUCCGAGGAGGACUUGCUGCGCCAUGAGGUCGCCAACCAGGUCCCUGAGGUGAAGCUCACCGUGUUCACUAACCUGGGCUCACUGCUCACACUUACAGCGCUGGUGACCAGCUGGAUCACCGGCGAGGACCCCUUGGGCGGAUUUGCCAUGAGCGACGCCAGCCUCUCCGCCAUCGCCGCGGGUGCGGGCUACGCGGUGCCGCUGGUGCUGUGCUCCGUCAUCAGCCGGCUGCGCCCCGUACGACACAGCUUCCCCGUACUGGACGAUCUGCACGACAGCCAGCAGGAACUCGUACGGCCAUUCGUGGAAGACCUGAGCAGCUCCCAGCUGCUGGUCCUCUCCACGGUGCUGGUGGUGCCCGCGCUGCUGCUGCUGCUGCCCGCGUUGCACGGCACGCUGGCGGUGGCGGGGCAGGUGGUGGCGCAGGACCUGCUGCCGCAGCACCCGCACGGCCUGGCGCUGCCGGCGGUGCUGCAGGGGGUGCUGCCGGAGGGCUGGUGGCAGGGGGGGUGGCCGGAGGGGCUGCAUGUGAGCGAGCUGUCGAAGCGGCAGGUGGCGGCGCUGCUGUCGGCGGUGUGCAGCGCGACCUGUGCGGCCCGGUUUGUUACCCGGCAGCUGGACGCCAGCGAGCGGCAGGUGGCGGCCAUCCGGGAGGCGCUGGGCUCCGCGGACCGCUACUUCCUGCAUGCGGCGGCGGAGCGGGUGGCGCAGCGGCCCGAGCUGCUGGACGGACACCAGAGCUACCGAGGGCAGCAAGGGCAGGGGCAGCAGCCGUGGGGCGGGCCGGUGGUGACGUCCUUUGCUAGCAGUGGAAGCAGCAGCAGCGGUGCGAUGCCGGUGGAGGAGGCGGAGCAGGAGGAGGAGGGCGGCAGCUGCGGCUUGAACCGGCCGCUGCGGCAGCUGGGGGCGGAGAUGGCGCAGGCGUUUAAGACGGUCUCCAUCCUGUGGCUGCUCACCCGCCGCCGCGCCGCCCGCCUGGGCACCGCCCUCGCCGCCCUCAACGUGGCCUACUGCGGCCUCAUCUGGCACACCACCCGCGACCUGGGCGCACCUGUCACCGCGGCGCUGCUGGCGGUGCUGGCGGAGCUGCUGCUCAUCAAGCACAUGCCGCGGGGGGGCAGCAGCAGGCCGGCCGGGCGGGGCAGCAGCGGUGGCAGUGAUGGCGGCAGGGGUAACAAUGGUGGUGAGGAUGGUGGAGAUGAUGGUAAGUAGGCCGCGUGGUGGUGAUGGUGCGUCGCGUCGUGCCUCAUGGAAUGAUGGUGAGUGCUUUGGGCGAGGGCGAGCAAUUGGGGAGGAAGGAAGGCAGUUCUGAAAGUGGCCGCACGGAUUUGUGUGGCGUGUGGGGUGGGCUGGAGGGUCAUGGGCUGUGUGAGGGGCUUGGGAUGACCCCGGGUGCUGUGUAUGUUAUCGCUCGGUGUCUGUCCAUGUUAGCUGGUCUAAUCUUAAUUCUGGUUGUUUAUUGGUUUAUUGGGAAAUUGUUCGAUUACAUCAUGGCGUUCGUGCAUUGGAUACGUCAUGGCGUCCGUGCAUUGGGUGCGGUUGUUGAAUUAUCAAAUUGAAGGAACGUUAUUUCACUCUUACGUUCCCGGGAAGAAAUCGAAGAAAGUUGCAAAAUGAAGAAACGUUUUAUAAGGGUUUCGCAAGUCGUGGCGCACCAAGUUGGUUUCGGUUGAGUUGUACGGUUUUCGUGUUGUUGUUGUUGUUUGGUAAUACUAGUAUGCAAUUUGUACGGCAUUCGUGUACCUUGUUUGGCUGAACAAUUGUUUAACAUUAUGCCGCAUAGCUGUUCAUCCGUACAAAUGUAUGACGCCUCCCUUUUAUAACUCACGCAAACUAUUUCGGGUGGGGGAGAUGAGGCGGAGCACUUUUAGGAGUUAUGGGACUUGGAAUCCUCAUCAAGGCGGGCGGGCAGGAGGCAUCAGCCCCGCGCGCCUCCAUUGUACAAACAACAGUGCGCAAGUCCGUGGUGUUUCGGAGUGUGUUUUAUCGCCGCCUCUCCAGCUGCUUUCAUUUAGUCCCCUGGUGAUGGUGGGUGUUUGUUACACUGCACGUCAUACUAGUAACCUCCAUGUUGUCCGUUGCUGUUGAGUUGGUACUUUUGGAGACCGAACAUACUGUGUUUAAUCUUUCGUUGCGCCCUUACGCACGUUGUUCCUGUUGGCGGCGGUGUGAGUGCGAGGUUGUUACAUUUUAACAUUGCGCCGUUUUAUACAAUUUGUCGGGAUGACGGGAUGAGGGACAAAAGGGUGGCAAGAAGCGGGUGCGAAGGCCAGGAGUGUCACAGGGGCCUAGCCGGUAUUUGGGCAUGCCCUGUUGAAAUCGCCCUGCCUUGUAUCGGGUUGUGUAGGACUUUCCUAGCUCCUUGACCGUUGCAGUAGCCUAUGCGGGUGUAACAUGGCAUGUGGUGUGCUACUUUGGUUCUUGGCGUGCGAAAUGUUACCCUUACGGGCAGAUGGGGCCGGUGGGCUUUCUUCCGGAAUGACGUAGGACGUAGAUGAAUAUGGCUGCUAUGCAACACUUGAAGGGUGGUCUGAAGGGGUGUCCGCUGGGGUUGAUGCAGGUGCGUGUUGUGGCCCCUGUGCCGGGUAGACGCCCCGCGGCACAUUUCGUGGCCCUUGUUAUCAUAUUGCCCUGGCAUGACCAAGGCUUUAAGCACAGUGGC